AUGACACUAUUUUAUACACAAAUAUUUGUCAUCUUUAAAUUUCAUGAUAUAGAUAGAAUGCCACGUAAUUAUGUUCCAGAUUGUAAAAAAGAUGAAGCUUAUUAUAUAAAACGUUUCAAUAAUGCUGCAUCGGUAAAAUCAUUUAGGGAGAAGAAAAAAAAAGCUGAAGAGGAACACAAUAAAAAAAUUUUGAAUCUUAGGCAAAAAAUUAAAGAAUUAUCUGAGAGUAUUCAUAUUUUAACAAAAUAUUAUCAACUUACUGUGAAUAAUCUUAAUUAUAAUUAUGUAACUAAUUUAAAUAAUAUUUAUAUAACUUACAAUCAUGAAAUUAUUAGACAAGUAGAAAUAUUAGACAAGAUUAUACAUGAUAUUCCUCAAAUUAAGACUAGACAAUAUGGAUUAAAAAAAAUAGUCAAAGAAAUUAAUUGUAAUAUUGGGAUUAAUAAAAAUAAUCCAAGUGAUUCAAAUACUAACUAUAAUAAAAUUACUUGUGAAAACAAACAUUUAAAAUAA
Strongyloides ratti is the source of this 513-nucleotide messenger RNA. Its product is annotated as Basic-leucine zipper domain-containing protein. The transcript has 2 exons. Gene Ontology annotation, molecular function: DNA-binding transcription factor activity. The record is from RefSeq and is a predicted model, not a curated record. Gene Ontology annotation, biological process: regulation of DNA-templated transcription. Lineage: Eukaryota; Metazoa; Nematoda; Chromadorea; Rhabditida; Strongyloididae. The coding region runs from base 1 to 513 and encodes 170 amino acids.